AUGCGAUCCGCCUAUGGCCAACCAACCUAUCAAAACUCCGACUUUCGACCUCUCAUCCUCCCUCAGGUUGCUUUCGGAGCAGGAGAGCACUUUUUAAGAGGCUAUAGUUCUGAGAUCAGCAGAUACGGAGUCCCACGCGAUCAACUUCUUCGAGUCAUAGAUGAAAUCAAUAUUGCUCGUACCCCCAACCCAGAAGCACAAUUGUUCCAAAAGGGUGCCAACAUUGCUGGGUGGUUUCUACUGAUGAAUGUAUCUGUCAGGCCUGGUGCUGCCAGUAUUGGGCUCAUUGCAGGCCAAGUCGGCGUUGGUGUUGCUACAGCUUUCGGCCAUGCAUCAAUGGUUUCUAAGGCACUAUCAAAGGCCAACAUGGAACUAUUCGCGCCCAAUGGGCUUGAGAUAUGUAUUGUCAGGACCCAAGACCUUAAUAUGGAACUGGGCAUCUCUUCAUAUGAAUUACGUGACAUGCCGUAUAACAUGUCACCGGCCGAUAGGUUAAAUGCUUAUAGACCCCACAUCGCCUUCGUGAAUGAGAUUCUACCAAGUCGAUCAGAUAUGGGACGACAAGAUCCUCUUGCCAUGGCUGGUCGAGCACUCAACAAAAGGUCGAACCAGAAGAAGGCUCAAGACGCACAGGAGAAGCUAGACAAAGGCGAAAGAAAGGACAAGGGAAAAAGACGGCUUUUGAAGUCAUACGAUGACAUUGAGUGGCUUGUCGUAAAACUUGCGCCUCCUAUGGGAGCUGGACAGUGGUAG
Molecule: messenger RNA, 753 nt
Organism: Fusarium redolens
Lineage: Eukaryota; Fungi; Ascomycota; Sordariomycetes; Hypocreales; Nectriaceae
Exons: 4
Coding region: 1-753 (250 amino acids)
Source: RefSeq, a predicted model, not a curated record